Molecule: messenger RNA, 1830 nt
Organism: Trichoderma asperellum CBS 433.97
Lineage: Eukaryota; Fungi; Ascomycota; Sordariomycetes; Hypocreales; Hypocreaceae
Source: RefSeq, a predicted model, not a curated record
AUGUUUUGCAGGGCUGUUCUCGUUGCCGUCUUGGCCCUCGGCAGCCCGGCCAGCGCCCUAUGGCCAGCGCCGAAGCAAGCCUCGACUGGCAACGGCACACUCUUCAUUGACCAGACGGUCCAGGUAACCUACAACGGCGAACAGGUGCGAUGGAUUCCGUACAGUCCACAUGAUUACCCCGGAUUCCCGGAUGGCGCAGACUUUGCUGAGACCAGGGUGGAUAAUCAACAGAUCUCUUACACGGCCGGCUACGUGCCGCCCAGCGGACCGCACUUCGACAGCAAGCAGAUCGUCCAGGGCGGCCUCUCGCGCACCUUUGGCGCAAUCUUCCAGCAGGGCUUCGUGCCGUGGAUGCUGCGAACGCGCGGCUCGGAUUUCGAACCGGCCCUUGGCGGGAAGCGCAUCCAGACGCUGCAGAUUGUCCAGACGCAGCACGAUACCGGCAAGACCUUCAAGCCGCUCAACGGCGCCGUCAACGAAUCGUACUCCCUGGACGUGGAUUCAAAGGGCCAUGCUACCCUCAUAGCACCGUCGUCGACCGGCAUUCUUCGCGGCCUGGAGACGUUCUCGCAGCUCUUCUUCCAACACAGCUCCGGCACCGCCUGGUACACGCAGCUUGCGCCGGUUUCGAUCCGCGAUGAGCCCAAAUAUCCUCACCGAGGCAUGUUGCUUGAUGUCAGUCGCCACUGGUUCGAGGUCUCCGACAUCAAGCACACAAUCGAUGCGCUGGCUAUGAACAAAAUGAAUGUCCUGCAUCUGCACGCCACUGAUACGCAGUCUUGGCCACUGGAGAUUCCCGCCUUGCCCCUAUUGGCCGAGAAGGGCGCCUACCACAAGGGAUUGAGCUACUCGCCCAGUGAUCUCGCCAGCAUACAGGAGUAUGGCGUCUACAGAGGUGUCCAGGUCAUUAUAGAAAUCGACAUGCCAGGCCAUGUUGGAAUCGACCAGGCAUACCCCGGUCUAAGCAAUGCCUAUGGCGUGAACCCCUGGCAGUGGUAUUGCGCCCAACCACCUUGCGGAUCCCUCAAGCUGAACGAUACCAACGUCGAGAAGUUCCUCGACACGCUGUUUGAAGAUCUGCUGCCUCGCCUAUCGCCCUACUCGGCCUAUUUCCACACUGGUGGCGAUGAGUACAAGGCGAACAACUCGCUGCUCGACCCGGCACUGAAGACAAACGACCAGAGUGUCCUGCAGCCGCUGCUCCAGAAGUUCUUGGACCACGUGCAUGGCAAAGUCCGCGAGCUGGGACUCGUGCCCAUGGUGUGGGAAGAAAUGAUUCUGGACUGGAACGCCACGCUGGGCAAGGAUGUUGUUGCCCAAACAUGGCUUGGUGGGGGGGCAAUUCAGAAGCUGGCCCAGCUGGGAUAUAAAGUCAUUGACAGCAGCAACGAUUUCUACUAUCUUGACUGCGGACGUGGCGAGUUCCUCGACUUCGACAACGGAGCCCCCUUCCAAAACAACUACCCAUUCCUUGACUGGUGUGACCCAACCAAAAACUGGAAGCUCAUCUACUCCCACGAGCCCACUGACGGCGUGUCCUCGGAGCUUCAGAAGAACGUCAUUGGCGGUGAACUCGCCGUCUGGACCGAGACCAUUGACACGACCAGCCUCGACACAAUCAUCUGGCCGCGAGCCGGCGCCGCAGCCGAGAUCUGGUGGUCGGGACGAGUGGACGAGGCGACGGGCACGAACCGGUCGCAGCUUGAGGCGCGGCCGAGAUUGUCGGAGCAGCGAGAGAGGAUGUUGGCGAGAGGAGUGCGAGGAGCGCCGAUUACGCAGUUGUGGUGUAGUCAGGUUGAUGUGCAUGACUGUGAGGGAGGCAACUAUUAA